CACCUCUGGCCAGCCCACCAGUAGCAGGGAGGCAGGCAGGGGAGGAGGGUCUGCCCUCAGGAACUCGUUCUUCACCUUAACGUGAAGUACAACCAUAAUAUCGCCGGGUUUGCCAGAACAUUUAGAUAGCGAUUAUCUUUGUUGUAGAGUAAACCUGCCGGUAACAAGGCCAUCGCCUUGUGCCUUGUACUGCACCUAGUUUGCUUUAUAUAACUAAUCAGUAUUAUAUAUACUGAAAAUAAUUACAUUAUUGAUCAUGGAGAGCAAGAGGAAACGAGAAUACAGUGACUGUUACAGUGUGGAAUCAAUGAGUGUGAGUAGUGGUGAAACAUCGCCCAGAGUGCUGGAUAAUAUAGUGACAAACACCACAUACAUAGCAAGCCAACCAAAUGAACGGCUUAUCUCUCCGGACUCGAGAUAUUCUCCUGUAAAUCAUUCCACACACAAUGGCUUCAUACAAGAGAGGCGCCGGUCUACUCGCCAGGAGGAGACCACCACCACCACCACGGAGUCCGACGCUGAGGCGACGGCAGUGCUCACCUGUACAAUAUUCCCCAAGUUGGAUCGUAAACAGGUCCCCCCCGCGUUUAAGACUCUGAUUCCCUUGUUUACAAGAUUUCUCAAAGACACGCCUCCAACCGCUCUUAACGAAGUGAUCCCACGUCUCAAGCGACACCUAUAUUUGAAGAAAAAUAAUAAACUCUCGGCGAGCCUCGUAGCUGCGGCUAUAUUAAGAUUUCAUCCGGAUUUGAGAGAGAGACACUACACAAAUUCUGUUACGACGCCUAUGACUUUGCCGUCUAUUAUAAGAGACAGACUUUCGUGUGGUUUGCACGUGCCAAUGAUCCACGUCUUGUAUGGGGAAGCGCUCAUUAGCGGGUGCGCAUCCCAUUUAAAUACCAGAGACCAGCAAGUAGGAGCCGAGCCGUACCCGCUCAGUUUCUCAACCUCACCGCCUAAAGAGUUCUCCGCGUUGAUCAGGCGGGUAGAUGUGAUGCGAGGAAUGACCUCCCACGCAAUGGCAUUAGCCUUUCGCUUUCCCAGUUUAGCAGCCAGCAUGCACGGGCUCUCUCACGAGAUGUGGGCCUUCAUGUUCUCAAAGAAGAUGCCUGUAGCUGCCGGGAUGGAACUCUACGACGCCUUUUUUAUCGAAUUUGAAAGGCAACUUGCCAUGACAAUAGUGAUGCCCUUAGACAAGUUUCCGCCCUGGCUAACAGAGAGUGUAAUUUCAAGGUUCAAGACUAACACUGGCGUUGCCGCUACACCUUCAUAUAGACCCACAUCAGAAUUGUAAAAUAUUUUAUAGAAAUGAUCAAAAUCAUUAAUGUUAACCUGAGCUCGACUGUGUACAAAUAUUCCAGUUUUAAGUUAAUUAUUUAAUUAAAUUGUUAAUGAAUGACGCCUAUUUUAUACGAGAAAUUUUGAAUAAUAAAGUUAGUCACCUUAAUUCAUUGCUCAGUUUGUACUAACAUUCUUUACAAUUUUAAGGACUGCUGAUUAGGCAACUUGCCUAGUCGAAAUUAAUCUCAUUCUUCAUAUUUAAUAACCCAUAACAAUAAUACUAAUAUUUAAGCAAAGUAAAAUAGUCAUUAACAAUGUAUAUAAUGUCUUACUUUUAAGAAAACUACAAUUAAAGUCAAUAAAUGUAUACAUGUAA
This is a messenger RNA of Procambarus clarkii (red swamp crayfish), 1657 nucleotides long. RefSeq lists its product as uncharacterized. The record is from RefSeq and is a predicted model, not a curated record. NCBI's taxonomy places the organism in Eukaryota, Metazoa, Arthropoda, Malacostraca, Decapoda, Cambaridae.